AUGGCGGAGAACGUGCAGGCGGAGACAACUCAAGCCGACUACAUGGUGUUUGGGAAGACCGGGUGGAUUGGUGGCAAGCUCAUUGAGCUGCUGAAGGAGCAGGGCAAGUCGGUCCAUGCUGCCGAGUCGCGGCUGGAGAACCGUGAGGCGGUGGCGGCCGAGCUCGAUGCUGUGCAGCCCAAGUAUGUGCUCAACGCUGCCGGGCUGACCGGCCGGCCGAACGUGGACUGGUGCGAGUCGCACAAGCAUGAUGUGCUCCGGGUCAAUGUCGCAGGCACACUGCUCCUUGCUGACCUCACCCGCGAGCGCUCCAUCCCCUGUGCCAUGUUUGCCACCGGGUGCAUCUACUACUACGACGACGCCCACCCCAUCGGCUCGUCGGGCUUUACCGAGGACGACGAGCCCAACUUUGACGGCUCGUUCUACUCAGAGACCAAGGCUGUUGUCGAAAAGUACCUGCGCCUGUACGAGAACGUCCUUGUUCUUCGCCUCCGCAUGCCCAUCUCGGACGAUCUCCACCCGCGGUCGUUUGUCACCAAGAUCUCAAAGUACGAGAAGGUCGUCAACGUGCCCAACUCGAUGACUAUCCUGCACGACCUACUCCCGGUCUCCAUCGACAUGAUCGAGAAGGGUCUCGCCGGCGUCUUCAACUUUACCAACCCGGGCGCUAUCUCCCACAACGAGGUCCUUGACCUCUACGCCGAGAUCGUCGACCCGACCUUCACCUACAAGAACUUUACCGUCGACGAGUGCAACUCCAUUCUCGCCUGCAAGCGCUCCAACAACACCCUUGACACCUCCAAGCUCACCGCCAUCUACCCCGACAUUCCCGAGGUCCAUGACGCCAUGCGCGCUGUCUUUACCCGGAUGAAGGCCGCCAUGGACGCCGAGGCCUAAUCGACCUCUACUCCUCCCAUCUCCCGCUAAGUAAGCUGCCCUGUUGACGCAGCACCUAAGUAACACGCGACGCUCUCGCUACGUGCUCAG
Molecule: messenger RNA, 987 nt
Organism: Thecamonas trahens ATCC 50062
Lineage: Eukaryota; Apusomonadida; Apusomonadidae
Product: NRS/ER protein
Exons: 1
Coding region: 1-897 (298 amino acids)
Biological process (GO): S-adenosylmethionine biosynthetic process
Cellular component (GO): methionine adenosyltransferase complex
Molecular function (GO): methionine adenosyltransferase regulator activity
Source: RefSeq, a predicted model, not a curated record